UGUGUGGGCCAGGAGAAGCGGGGUGGCCGUCGGAGAAACGCUGUGUGUGAACGGGCCUGGCUCUCAGCACCCCGCUUUGUUGUGGAGUCCCGCUCUCUCCCUUGUCAGGGCGGGUUCAGGGGCCGGGGCCGCCGUCGGGGAACGCGGCCAACCGGAGAGCCGCACAGGGAUGCUCGGCACCCGUCCGAUGGGGUGGGUGGGUUCCUGCCCGAUGGGGGCCCCGGCUGACGGCUCUGUCACUCUCUCCCCCCCCCUUUCUCCCCGGGCGGCCGCAGCUGGAGCAGAGCAGCCCCUCCGGCACCGAGGAGAUGGCUAUGAGCCCGCUGCCUGGCCCCACGGACAUCCUGCUACCAUUGCCAUCCAGCGUGUACUUGCCGGACCCCAUGAGCCAGCCGCGGGCCAGCCACGCCGCCGUGAAGCCCAACCAGGUGGGGCAGGUGAUCCUCUACGGCAUCCCCAUCGUGUCCCUGGUGAUCGACAGGCAGGAGCGGCUGUGCCUGGCGCAGAUCUCCAACACGCUGCUCAAGAACUUCAGCUACAACGAGAUUCACAACCGGCGGGUGGCCCUGGGUAUCACCUGCGUGCAGUGCACGCCGGUGCAGCUGGAGAUCCUGCGGCGGGCCAGGGCUAUGCCCAUCUCCUCCCGCCGCUGCGGCAUGAUAACCAAGCGGGAGGCUGAGCGGCUCUGCAAGUCCUUCCUGGGGGAGAACCGGCCGCCCAAACUGCCGGACAACUUCGCCUUCGACGUGUCGCACGAGUGUGCAUGGGGCUGCCGGGGCAGCUUCAUCCCGUCCCACUACAACAGCUCCCGCGCCAAGUGCAUCAAAUGCAGCUACUGCAGCAUGUACUUCUCCCCCAAUAAGUUCAUCUUCCACUCACACCGCACCCCUGACGCCAAGUACACGCAGCCUGACGCCGCCAACUUCAACUCGUGGCGCCGCCACCUCAAGCUCACUGACAAGAGCCCCCAGGACGAGCUGGUCUUCGCCUGGGAGGACGUCAAGGCCAUGUUCAACGGCGGCAGCCGCAAGCGGGCCCUGCCACCGGUCCCCCCGGCCCCUGCCACCACCGCCACCCCCUGCCACCCGCUGGGCUCGGUGAAGGCGGCGGCCACCGUGGUGGGUGGGGGGCUGCUGAGCCCCCACCUGCUGGCCGCUCCUCCGGAGCUGCACCAGAAGCGGCUCCGCUUCGAGGAGGAUGACGAGCUGCAGGAGGCGGCGGCGGUGCACGGCAGAAGGAGCCCACGGAGCUACCCAGUCAUCCCGGUGCCCAGCAAGGAUUCCUUCGGCGGUGUGCUGCACAAAUUCCCUGCCUGCGGGGGGCUCUUCCCGCACCCCUACGGCUUCCCCGUCGCCGCCUUCGGGCUGUGCCACAAGAAGGAGGGGGGCAUUGGGGCCGAGACCCUCGGCGGGGGGCACAAGGCUGGCGGAGGGGCGUCAGGCGGGGGGCUCUCGGGGCUCUUCUGGCCUGGCAGGAAGGAUGCCGCCUUCUACCCGCCCUUCUGCACGUUCUGGCCGCCCCGCACGCCCACCGGCCUGCCGGUGCCCACCUACCUGCAGCCGCCGCCGCAGCCCCCCGGCGCUUUGGGCUGCUCGCUGGGCGACGGCACCAGGCUGCUCCGCCAGGCCUUUCUGGACCUCUUGGAGCCCGGCGGCGAGCCGGGAGCCCCGGGGCUGGCUGCGGCCUCCGCCGCCUCCCCACAAGCCGCCGCCGCGGUGCGGGACCCGCUCUUCGAGUCGGCCCCUGGCGGAGGCGGCGGCGUGGAGCCGGCCUCGCCCGCAGCCUCGGAAGGGGGCAGCGGGGGGGGCAGCCGGCUCCCCUCGCACCCCCCGCACCUGCUGGAAGCCGCGGGGGGUGACCGCAAGUCGGGUGGUGGCGGCGGUGGGUACCACCACUCCAGCGCUUUCCGCCCGGUAGGCGGCAAGGAGGACUCGGAGAGCCUGGCCAAGCUUCACGGCGGCGGUCCGCAUCGCCCCGCCUCGCCGCUGCAGCUCCUGCUGCCGCCCCUGCCGCCCCUCGAGGGGGGGGGCUGUGACCAGCACCCGAACCCCCCGCCCCCAUACCACCUCCUCUCCCCCGGCGGCACCAGCUGCAGCUUCGCCAGCGAGGACAGCAGCGAGGAGGAGGAGGCCGAGGAGGAUGAGCCCGAGGUGGACGUCGAGGGGCACAAGCCCCCCAAGGAGCAGGAGGACGGAGAGGAGGAGGAGGAGGCUGAUCACCUGGCAGCCUCCAGUCACUUCUUGCUCACCUGGGGUGCACUGGAGAAGGGUGGCCGGGAUCGCCCAACUGCUGCCACCCCCUUCACCCGGCCACCUGUCGAGGAGAAGCCAGGCGAAGGCCAGGUCCCACCGCAGCCACCUCCCAGGCAUCCCAAGGCCAGCAGUGGCAGCAGCAGCAGCCCGGCACACCACCCAUCACUGGAGGAGCAGCUCUCCUACAAAGAUAAUCAGAAAAGCAAGGAGAGUAAUCAAGUCAUAUUGCCCACAAAAGAGGAUAACUUCUCAGAUAAGAACAAGGAGCAUAAUUUUUUCAUCACAGAUUCAGAACCUUCAGGAGGAGACUUCUGGAGAGAUAUAGCAGGCGAAUGCACACAAGAAACCAAUUCACAUAAUUCACUGAAGAAGGAUGUAGAAAACAUGGGGAAAGAGGAACUCCAGAAGGUUUUGUUUGAACAAAUUGACUUACGGAAGAGGCUAGAACAGGAAUUCCAGGUGUUGAAAGGAAAUGCAUCAUUCCCUGUCUUCAAUAAUUUUCAAGAUCAUAUGAAGCGGGAGCUGGCAUACAGAGAAGAAAUGGUACAGCAGCUACAAAUUAUUCCCUAUGCAGCAAGCUUGAUCAGGAAAGAAAAGCUUGGUACACACCUCAGCAAAAGCUAAAGCUGCUACCUUGUAAGUUAUAACCCACCACUCAGAAAUCUGACUUGUAUAAAGACUGAGACAAUGGAAGGACUUGGAAAUUUAAAGAACAAACAAAACAAAUCAGGUUCCUCUGAACCCAAGGACAAGUGACCUCAAAGCAUCAUGGACAACCAUAUAAAAUAUAAUGUAGCAGCCAUUUAUUAGUAAAAACAAAA
Molecule: messenger RNA, 3073 nt
Organism: Oxyura jamaicensis (ruddy duck)
Lineage: Eukaryota; Metazoa; Chordata; Aves; Anseriformes; Anatidae
Product: SKI family transcriptional corepressor 2-like
Exons: 8
Coding region: 309-2876 (855 amino acids)
Biological process (GO): negative regulation of transcription by RNA polymerase II; negative regulation of BMP signaling pathway
Cellular component (GO): nucleus; transcription regulator complex
Molecular function (GO): SMAD binding; RNA polymerase II cis-regulatory region sequence-specific DNA binding; DNA-binding transcription factor activity, RNA polymerase II-specific
Source: RefSeq, a predicted model, not a curated record